AUGGAGUGGCUCACGAAGAUCUUCGAGUGGUUCAUCAAUCUCUGGCAAUGGAGGUCUCCAGGGCUCCCGGCCAGAAACCCAAUCAACGCCCAUUACUUGGGUCUCAAGACAGUUUUUUGCCCUUCUGAAGAUGAAGAUUCGCCGGAAAUAUCCCAUGAUAUCGUUGCCGUCCACGGAAUCGGCGCAGAUCCGUACUUUUCUUGGUACACCAAGGGCAUACAUUGGCUGGAAAACGAGAAAAUGCUGCCCUCCAAGUUUCCUUCCGCGCGAAUCAUGACAUUCGGAUACGAGUCCAACUGGUUUGGGGAAGAUGCGGUCAGGAUUGACCUUGAUUCCGUGGCUGAUAAUCUUCUGGAAGAACUAAUUGAUGCAAGGAAGGUCAGGAAAGAAUUGAUUGGCUGUCCAGAUCGCCCUAUAGUUUUCAUCGGUCAUUGCUUUGGAGGAUUGGUCAUUCAGAAGGUGAACCCACAGUUCUCUCGAGCUUAUGCAGUUGCUGAUUUCGAACCUCAGGCUCUUCUCACCACAAGACUACAGCUGAUGGGGACUGAUGAUGGCAUCUAUGAUCAGACUAGUGGGAUCUUGUUUCUAGGAACCCCUUUCCGUGGUACUGGGUUCAUCACUGCUCAAGUGUUGCAAGAGGUUGCGGUUGAUGCCAAUUGCGAGGUGCAACCGUCCGUCCUCAGGCACCUUCAUGGAGAAGACUCGACCUUGAAUUCGACGGUCAGGCAAUUCACAAUGCUGUGUAAACAGCAAGCUAAUAAGAUAAGGAUCGAGUUUUGUGUGAACAAAUCAUCAGGCUGUCUUGAUGGAUAUCGAGACUUCCAACUACACUUGAACCACUUCAACCUAAACAAGUUCUCAUCGCCAAACAAUGACUCCUUUCAGAAGGUAGUCAGACACCUUCAGUAUCUCUCCAGCAACCCGAUCGAGCCAAAGAAAAAUCCUGUACCCGAAAAAUUCUUUUAUGUUCCACGUCCCCGAAACGCAAAUUUUCAAGCGAGACAAGCUGAGCUUGACCAUUUGAGCAAGAGACUGCUAGGGUCAGGCAAUUUGCAAAAGUUUUGCGUCAUUCUUGGAAUGCCAGGAAUGGGAAAAACAGAAUUGGCAACGCAAUUUUGCUAUCUGAACGACCAGCAUUUCUCUUUCAUCUUUUGGCUUGAUGCAGAGAGCGAGUCUAGUUUGGCAACCUCAUUUGCCCAGAUUGCAAGCAACCUCUCUCUCGUGAAGGAGGAUCAAAUCGAUCAGCAACGAAAUAUUGAAGUCGCAAAGAGAUGGCUUAUUGGACACCCUGGCUGGCUAAUGGUCUUCGACAAUGUCGAAGCGGAUACAAUAAAUCUUGUGAAAUCAAAAUAUCGCCCUACUUGUCCCCAUGGCUCAAUUCUUCUGACCAGCCAACACCACUCGACUGGGUUUGGACAACAGUCUCCCGUACAACUUGACUCUCUGACAGAAGAUGAAGGAUCAUCUCUCCUCUUGGCUACUCUAUCAGGUUCUGAAAAGGAAUUUGAUUCUCAUAAGAGGGAUCUUGCAAAGCUGAUUUCAAAAAAAGUUGGAGGUCUUCCCCUGCUGAUUGAACAUCUUGCUGGUUACAUCUUCGAGUCAGGAGUAACUUUGGACCGCACCCUGACGGACUUGAAAACAUACCAGACCAACCAUAUGCUUUCACAUGACUCAAGAUCAGGCAAAAGUCCUCUAGCUAUGCAGACUGUGUUCGAUCUCGCUCUCCGUGAUUUAGAUCCCAAUGCUCGUCUUGCCAUUAACACCAUGGCCAUGCUGUCCGACUGUAUUCCGGAAGUUAUACUCAAUGACCUCCUCUUGAAUCCUGGAAUGGAAGGAGCUAAUUGGAAUCCUGAUGAGACUCGACGGAGCUUGACAGCCCGCCAUCUUGUGCGCUCCGUUGGCUCCCAAUCGGGGGACGAAAACAUCGAGUACAGAAUUCAUCGUUCUUUACAGUUAUAUCUUUUAAACUCUUUACACAAUGAUAUCAAGGGUCUCCAAACUAGCUUCAAUCACGCAGUGGCUAUAUUAUACCGUGCCUUUCCCAAGAGAUCUCAUCUCAUGGUUCCUCUCCCUGAGUCCUGGGGUACAUGCGAACAGUUCUUGCUUCACGUCAUUGCACUUCACAACGUCUAUGUUCAAAAGUCACCUCCUCUUAAACCAACAAAAGACUUUGUUGAGGUCUUAUGUAACGCGGGUGCAUUCCUUUAUGAGCGAUCUUUGACAGAUACAGGCUUUGAAAUACUUGAAACUGCGAAAAAAGCCUGUGAGAUUCUGCCCCGGGGAGGUCCACAGAACACGAGUAUGUGUCUUCAAGAUCAUGUACACAAUGAGGAAGAUUUGAACACUACAGGCUUCCAGAUCCUAAAAAAUGCAGAUGAACUUUGCAAAAUCAUACCUAGGACUUUCUCUGACGAUAUCCUUGUCAGCCCGAACCCUCAGCCCCAGCCAAAGUUUACCAGCCUGACGAGCCUGGAGGCAGAUAUCCUCGCUUAUAUGGCGGGUAUUCAAUGGAAAAGUGGAAGUAUCCGUGGCCGAAAACAAGGUCGUGACUUAGGGAACAAGGUCAUCAAAUUACGCCAGCGACGCAUAACUGAAUGUCCCGCUGAUGAAUCUUCUCCUAUUGAUUACAUUCUUCUCGCAAAUGCCUACAACGACUUUGGCCUUCAACUCCUUAAUGAAGGACUUUACGAAAACGCAAAGCCGUAUCAUGAACUUUCUUUACUGAUAAAACAAAAGUUGAAGAAUGUUAUUCACGUUCCUCAUUUUGAGUUUGCGUCGUCAAAGAUUUGUUUAGCAUACGUGCUUCUGGCUCAGGGCAAAAAUAUAGAAGCAGUGAAUUGUGCCAAAGAAGCCGUCGGUCAUGCCAGGCAAGACCGACAGAACUCCACUGCGAUUCACCCCUUUGAAUUCGAUUUGGCUGUCAUUUUGUUCAAUGCCAACCGAUUCUGGGAAUCCAUGGGCAUACAUGCCCUUGUUCUUGAAAAUCGAAUCAACAUCCUGGGAGAAGAAAAUGAAGAUACGCUUCUUAGUUAUUUCGCAGCCGCCAGUUGCUACUAUCAAGACGGAAGCUUUUCACUUGCGCUGGAGUACGUUGACAAGUGCUUAUCCAAGAGCGAUAUAGUUCAGUGGACUCCUGAAUGUGUAUUGAGAGCAAAGUAUCUCAAAUCCCUCAUUCUGCAAGGGUCUGGCAAGUCUGCAGAAGCCGAGAGAUACCGGACUGAGUCGAUUCAAAAGCGCAAUAUAAUACUGGCAGAACAUGCCGAGCAUAAAUGGAGAGAACCCCAGCCAAAGGUUGAUGACAUGGUAUACUUUGAUUAUCUCGUCAAUCUCAACGCUGGGAGAACGACAAUCAGCGCCAAGAAUGGAUCAAUGCUGAGAGAGCCUACGGAGUUAGCUAGAAACAUUCGUGUCAUGUCUCGCAUGCAAAAGGCGGACACGAAAACCUGGUAA
Messenger RNA from Penicillium macrosclerotiorum, 3450 nucleotides. RefSeq names its product tetratricopeptide repeat protein. Gene Ontology annotation, molecular function: ADP binding; protein binding. Lineage: Eukaryota; Fungi; Ascomycota; Eurotiomycetes; Eurotiales; Aspergillaceae. The coding region runs from base 1 to 3450 and encodes 1149 amino acids. The transcript has 7 exons. The record is from RefSeq and is a predicted model, not a curated record.